CUGAAACAACAACAAUCGCCUAUAUUUGCUGCAACUAUUUAUUUAUUUGUAGAAUAGCAUGUAAUUAAUGCUGUAAAUGGCAAAUCGCGAUGUUUUUUCCAAGAUCCUGCCAAAUGUCAAGUUGGCAACGCGCUUCGAUGCAGAGGGACGUGAAAUCCAGGUUGAACGCCGGGAGGAUACGGAUGCUGCUGCCAAGGAGCUGGACACAUUUGACAUGCUAGUAGCUGCUGGUUACUAUAGGGCGCGCAUCAAGGGCUUGUCCGCCUUUGAUAAAGUUGUAGGCGGCAUGACAUGGUGCAUUGAGUGUUGCGACUACGAUGUGGAUGUAGAUUUACUCUUCCAUGAAAAUUUGACAAUAGGACAAAAGAUCGCGCUUGUGGAAAAAAUUGUAACUGUGCUAAUCGAUAUGAAAUGUCCACACAGCCUUGAACCCCAUCAGGUGCAAGGAUUAGAAUUCUUAGCCAUACAUCCCGUUAUACAAUGGCUGGUCAAGACUUCUGUGGAGAAUCGUGAGGAGCGUGGUCAGCGACUGAAAAGAUUUGCUGUAGGCGAGUUCCACAAUCAUUAUCAAUAUAAAAGCGAUAAAGACAAUCUUACAAAAAUAAGGCACGCUGCCGUUAACAUAAAAGCCGUACAGGAUCUUUACAGUCCUAAGCGGCAAUACGCACGUCCGGAGUCCACUGCAGAUGAUGAUGACUUGCGUGUGCGCCUAACGCUGCUAGAGUAUGGUGAUAAUGGACCCGUACCCAAGCAAAAACAGGAGGACAAAGUGGAGCCUGAGCUGGACGAACAGCUGAAUGAACUGUCUAUUGUUAACAAGGAUAAGAGCUCUACGCUAAAACGCAUUGAUCUGGAUCCAAACGCGCGCAGUGUGUUGCAACAGCAUUACGCAGAGUUUAAGCUGGAAAUGGAAACUGAUGCACAAGAGCUGAAAACACAGAAUCAACAAAAGCGACUGGAUGCCGCUAAAAUAGCGCUAGAGCACAAGAUCAAGCGUUAUAUAAAGGAUGUUGAACAGCUGCAGGCAGCAGAGCACACGCAGAGCCAACAAACUGCUGAACAAGAGGACAAACUAAAGACACUUAACAGCGAGCUGGAGGAAUAUAAGCAAACUGAAGCCAAUGCGGAAGCAACAGUACUGGCCAAGGUGCGUGGCUUGCUGCAGCAGCACGAUGAGCUCAAACGCAGCGAGGCGGAGUUUAAGGAAAGCUGCCGCACUGAUCUGGCGCAACUGCAGCAGCAAAUUGAUGAACUGGAAGCCUUCAAUGCGCAGGAUGCUGCAGCGCAGGCAGCUGCCAUUGCCAGCGAGGAGCAGCGACUGCAGGAGCUACGUUUGCUUUUAGCCAAACGAAAUCGUGGCAUUGUGGCCAUUGAACGCAAACUGGAUGUGCCAGAUCGUACUGAGCUAGCGCAGUAUCAACGACGCUUCCAUGAACUCUACAACGAAAUGAGUGCCAAGCAUUUAGAGACCAAGCAAUAUUAUACGCUCUACAAUACGCUUAACGACAAGAAACGUUACCUAGAGAAGGAGCUCUCGCUGCUCAAUUCCAUCUGUGAGGCCUACAAUGAAGGCAUGCUUAGUCCACAUGGACGCGAGGAUUUUAUACGCCAGUUCGAGAGCAUUGUGGAUGGCGUGCGUAGCGCACAGGACAAAGUGCGCCACAAAUAUAACGAGGAACGCAUGCGACGCGACGAGCUUAAUGAGGAACUACAAUCACUGCUCGAGCUGCAGCGCCAAUAUGCAGCCGCUGUCAAGCAGCUAACACGCGACUGCCAGCGCUGCGAUCAACUGCAGCAGCAACUGUCGUCAAUUAAGCAAAAGGCGGGCACAUCUUGAAUGUAGUGCCAAAAGUUUGAAUAUCCAACAGCAAUAUAAACUGUAAUUAGAUUUAACUUAUGUAGCUCGGGCAUUGCUCACUUGAUAUUUACUUUAAUAGCUGAUUGAAUUUAUUAUAUAAUUAAACUAUG
This is a messenger RNA of Drosophila busckii, 1968 nucleotides long. It is a transcript of the gene fidipidine, whose product is annotated as coiled-coil domain-containing protein 93. The transcript is spliced from 5 exons. Gene Ontology annotation, biological process: Golgi to plasma membrane transport. Bases 77 to 1837 code for a protein of 586 amino acids. Lineage: Eukaryota; Metazoa; Arthropoda; Insecta; Diptera; Drosophilidae. The record is from RefSeq and is a predicted model, not a curated record.